AUGGCUGAAGGUUCAGAGUUGUCAUUUUUUGAUCUCCACAUUGUUCACGAUAAUUUUGAUCGUGCUCUUGUUGAAGAUUAUGACGUCAACAUCAAAGCUUACCUGGAUGCUUAUAAUGAACUCUAUAAAGUGCUGGUUGAACAAAUGAGGGCUGAGAUGAGGGUUGAGCCUGUGGGAGUUGUGCAUGUCGACGAUGAUACUCCUCCUUAA
Molecule: messenger RNA, 210 nt
Organism: Chilo suppressalis (striped riceborer)
Lineage: Eukaryota; Metazoa; Arthropoda; Insecta; Lepidoptera; Crambidae
Source: the annotation of a GenBank genome assembly